GUUUCCUUUGAAGCUCUACACUUUUGUAUUGGACGUUUUGAAUCCAAACUGUAGACUUUAUUUGAUUUUUUUUAUCCAAAACACCGCCCUGUUUAGUUAUCCAGACAAACGAAUCGAAACUCACCGAGUUCAAUUGAAAUGUUGUGGGCCGGCGAUGACGGCUCCGGUGUAUUUCGUCGACGGCUCUCCGCUUAGAGAUCCGCUCUUCACAGCUGUGAUCAGCGAAAGGAUGCGGGUUCCAGAGCGGCUCAGAGUCUCUCAGGCUGCGGUGGAGGAUCUGAAAGUCAGGGCUGAAGAUCUGCCUCCUGCUUUCAGCAUGCAUGUCCCUGACAGGCUGGCGUUAACAGAUGCUCCUGACCUGAGUCCACGGCCCCUGUUUUCCCGAGACAAUGCUAGAGGUCAUGCGUCUUCUCUUUGGAACCUGCAGCACGGACCUGGGGAUAGGGACGCCUACGCACGAGAGCACGUUCAUAGUCCGCUGCGGAGAUCGUAUAGUGACCAGGCUUUUGGUAGGACCCCAUCUGGGACGCCAACACACUCCAAACACUCUACGUCAGCCAGCCACAGUGCUGGAACCAUGCCCGCUGCACCCACAGACUCGCCCCUGCCUGUUCCCCAGGGACUCGGUGCUAUCGGCCCCGUCCUCCUGACACCCCAGAGCGUUCUGCAGGCCGCCAGGAAGCUGGGCAAGCAGGCCUCGUACAGAAUCCUCCAGACUGUCACUCAAAAAUACUCCUCCAGGUUUGGUUUCCCAGAAAACCCUCCACCUCAACCAGUUGAGGAUCACGCUGAUCAGGCCUUGAAAAGUAGCAGCACACAGGAGUUCUGGCGCAGUCCUGAGGAGGAGAGCGGAACUACAGUUGAAUUAAUAGUGCUUCGCCGACAGAUGAUGAAGAUGAACAGGCGGAUAGCAAAUCUGGAGAAACAGAACGCUGAACGCAAGCAGAGCGAACUGGUGUUCUUCUCCCUGCUGCUUUCUGCCUGUCUGAUCAACGGCUGGCUCUGGAUGCGCAAAUAAACCUGCAAAGCCCUCUGGGAGAUCAGUUCAAUUUGCCCAUGUCCUCCCCAGCAGCGCUAUCACCUGCUACUUAAAUGUGCACUUAAUACAGCACUCAGCGUAGGAGCUCACUGUGACGUGAGGUAGGUUCGAAUCAGGGGUGUAGUAUAAGAGCGAGCUUAGCGUUUGAGUUUGAGGAAUUUGAGGAAGGUCACAAGAAUUCCCACACCACCACACCACUGUGAUGAGAGUGGGAGGGGAAAUGCGUGCAGAUAAGAAGUUUUCUCUCAUAUCCAGUGGGAAGCUCUGGACCAGUGUCUCCCGUUGAGUUGCUAUCUCAGUGAAUAUAGUGAGUGCUUUAGUUUAUUUAGUUUAUAGUUUACUUUUGGAGGUUGUAACUGGGAAUGCAUAGUGCAGCUGAUCACAUUAGAUAUUCUGUCAUAAUUUAGACCUAAUCAUUAGGGGUGUUGCGGUGUCACGGUUAGUCACGGCAUACGUUCCGACUUUUACCUCAUUGAUGACUUUUUCAAAAUUAAAACACAUUUCCAUCCAUCAUCGUUAAUUUUUUUUUUUUUAACCCCACUGGUUGGUUCUUAUCCGUGUUGUGCCCGACUAUGACGCCCCAAAAACAACCCAUUUCCUCCAUAUGGACUUGCCCUAAAUUACAUCAUACCAAUUAUACCAUCUUUCCUUGACGCCACCCUCUCUUUCAGCUUACAACAUGAUAAAUUCUGACAGUGUAGAAAAUCUCUUUCAAAGACAGAACAACAAUUAUAGGAUUUUAUCUUUCCUUUCUCCCAUUUGCUUUUUUUUUGUGUAUAGGAAAGGAUUUGCAAAGAGACAUUCACACAAAGAAUUUCAUUAUAAAUCUGUGCUUUAAUUUUCACCACCGGCUUGCGUGUGUUUAAAUGAUUGAUUAAUACCGUGAAACCGUGAUAAUCUAGUCUACAAAAUAUCAUAGCAUGACCAUUUCAAACUGCAACACCCUCUACUAACCAAGAUAUGCUCUGGGGUUUGAUAGGAUUUUUUUUUUUAUUGUUGUAAAAAUGUAAAAUUUGAGCAAACAGCAGACACUUUUCACUCUUUGAAUAUACACUUGUGCUUUUAUAUCUAUAUCUAUAAUGCAUGAAUAGUAAUGAUAUCAUUGACCAUGUGAACGUUAUUUAAAAGAAGGAAAAACACUAUGCUAAGUGUAUCAGAUGCUUCACAUGCAACUGAUGUUUCACACAAAAGAAAACAAGUGAUUGCUCAGUAUAGUUAUUUAUUGAAAAAAUUAAAUUAAAUUUCAUUAAGAAAAAAAAUGUAAAAUGUUAUUUGGAACAUGUUCUGGAGUAUAAACCAAAUAAUAAAAGGUCAAAACUGCAAAUGAAACUGUAUGAGAUGAAUUUUGUAAAAACAAAGUAUUUGAUUAAAGAGAAUACAAUUCAGUUACAAACGAAUGAUUGUACAGUAAUAAAUGUUGUCAAGCAGCAGCUAGGGUACACACUUUGUGACAAAACC
This is a messenger RNA of Pangasianodon hypophthalmus (striped catfish), 2497 nucleotides long. RefSeq names its product mitochondrial fission factor homolog B. The transcript is spliced from 8 exons. Gene Ontology annotation, cellular component: peroxisome; mitochondrial outer membrane. NCBI's taxonomy places the organism in Eukaryota, Metazoa, Chordata, Actinopteri, Siluriformes, Pangasiidae. The record is from RefSeq and is a predicted model, not a curated record. The coding region runs from base 155 to 1018 and encodes 287 amino acids. Gene Ontology annotation, biological process: positive regulation of mitochondrial fission.